Molecule: messenger RNA, 4706 nt
Organism: Leucoraja erinaceus (little skate)
Lineage: Eukaryota; Metazoa; Chordata; Chondrichthyes; Rajiformes; Rajidae
Product: volume-regulated anion channel subunit LRRC8D-like
Exons: 2
Coding region: 132-2552 (806 amino acids)
Molecular function (GO): protein binding
Source: RefSeq, a predicted model, not a curated record
AUGAGUUGUUAAUUUUACUCUCUUAAAUAAUCUCACAUUUUUAUAUUUAGAAUUUAGAAAAGUCAAAUUCUAAUCUUUAUGGGAAAAGCCAUCUACUCAAAUUAAGUUCCAUCUGAAAACGUGUCUAGAGUAUGUUUACUGUCUCUGAUGUUUCAACUUUGGAAAGCAAGCAACCAGCUUUCCGGAUCUUCAAACCAUGGUGGGACACAUUCAUGGAUUAUCUUACCAUCAUUAUGUUGUUGCUGGCUAUAUUUGGCUGCAGCAUACAGCUGUACAUGGAUGAUACUUUAUGCUUGCCGUACAUCAAUGUAGUUGAAGGGAAGCCAACUGUGAUAAAAUCAAACCAGCAAAAUAUUCCAGAAAUAUCGCAUGCCAUUGCUAAUACACAAUCAAUGCCAAUCUUGGCUCCUCGACUCAAUCAAGGAAAAGUAACAAAAUUACACAACUGGCAAUAUUACUACAUCAAUCAAGUGUGUCACAGUCAGAUUCCUUGGUUUACCAGAUUUUUCUCUUACUUAAUUUUAUUCCAUACAGUUGGCUUGAUUAUCUGCAGUAAUUUCUGUUUCACAUAUCCUAAAACAAGCUCCAAACUGCAACAAUUUCUUGACAUCCUCUAUAAAUGUCUGCAGUCACCAUGGACUUCCAAAGCCCUGUCCACAGCUGUCAUUGUUGAUAGCAGUGAAGUGGAAAGGGUGUUGGAAUCUCCAAAGGCCACUGAAAGUGAUGAUGAUGAGCUUAGUGUUAAAACUGAUGCAUUAGCCAUUAAAACUGAUGCAUCAGCCAUUAAAGCUCCAUCGCACAUUCAGUCAAGCACAGUGGAAGCCGAUUCAUCUCUGGACAAGAAGGAUGCAGAGCAAGCCAAAGCUUUGUUUGAAAAAGUAAGGAAAUUUAAACUCCAUGUGGAAGAGAGAGAUACCAUCUAUAAAUUAUAUGCUGGGCAAACAUUGUUCAAAACUAUACAUUGUGUGAUUAUUAUGGGUUACUUUCCAGUCUUUAUUUAUGUUGUUGAGUUUUACAAUAUUUGUGAGCCUAAUGCCAUAUCACUGGUUGUUUACAAGCGCUUCAGAUGUACUUAUACUACUGCUCGUUUCAUUGGAAAAUUGUCUCUCUUAUAUCUGAGUUUAAUAGUUAUCUAUUGGAUACUCUGCAUCCAUACAUUAAUUUGGGUUUUCAGAAAACCGCUGAAGCAAUAUUCUUUUGAGAAACGGGCUGAAGACCAAUUCAGUGAUAUCCCUGAUGUAACAAAUGAUUUUGCCUUCUUGCUGCAUCUACUUGAUCAGUACGAUACUCUGUUCUGCAAACGGCUUACAGUUUUCCUCUCGGAAGUGAGUGAGGAAAAGUUAAAACUGUUAAGUUUGAACAAUGAUUGGACUGUGGAGAAAGUGAAAAAGCAUUUAACAAAAACUAAGAAGGACCAAUAUGAGUUAUAUCUCUUCAUGUUAUCAGGAAUUCCUGACGCUGUCUAUGAUGUUAGUGACAUACAGAUCUUAAAGCUGGAACUUUGUAGUAAUGUUAAAAUUUCCAACAAAAUUACUCAACUCAGCCAGUUGGAGGAAGUCUGGCUCUCUCACUGUGUAACUGAAAUUACACCAUCUGCUUUGAUGUGGUUGAGAAACCAACUCAAGAAAGUGGGAAUUAAAUAUGUAAGUCGUGAUGAGAUACCUGAAUGGAUCUAUAAACUGGUACAGCUGAAAGAACUGUAUCUUACUGGAAAGCUAGCAAUAGAAAAGAAGGCUGUAGAAUUGGAUUCAAUGAAAGGACUUCGCUCCUUGAAAGUUCUUUACUUAAAAUCAAGUCUCUCUAAAAUACCCUCCACUAUCAUUGAUGUGGCAUUCCACUUGCUCAAGCUUUGCAUUCACAAUGAUAAGACCAAGCUCUUGAGCUUAAGUAUCUUGAAGAAAAUGGUCAAUCUGACCCAAAUUGAACUGCACAACUGUGAAUUGGACAAAAUCCCAACAGCCAUUUAUACCUUAUCCAAACUUCAAGUUUUGGACCUUAAAGGUAACAAUCUUACUAAAAUUGAAGAUAUUUCUAAUCUGCAAUACCUAGAUAAAUUAAACUCUUUGAAGUUCUUGUUCAACAUGAUUAAAGUCAUCCCGCCAACAAUUAAUCUGAUCAAGAAGCUCGAGUAUCUAUAUCUGUCACACAACCAGAUUGAGGUUUUGCCCAAAGCCCUUUUCAAUAUUGACAAACUGUAUUAUCUUGAUGCACAAAACAACAACAUUUCUAUAAUUCCAUCUGACAUUGGAAAUCUCAAAAACCUCUACUUUUUGAAUUUGGGUCACAAUAGAAUUGAGAACCUACCGGAUUACCUGUUCAAAUGUACCAAACUCAUGACUCUGAAGCUAAGUAAUAACUUAAUCUCAGUGCUCAGCGCAAAGGUCUCAAAGCUCACGCAACUAUCCCAAUUGGACAUCCAAGGAAAUCACUUGGAAAAACUCCCAAUUGAAAUAGGACAGUGCCCUAUGUUGAAAGCAAGUGGACUUGUCGUAGAACAAUAUGUUUUUGAGUCACUUCCUUCAGAAAUACGAGAGAAGAUGGGCGGAAGUUAAAAUGAGAUCCAUUAAUUGGACACCAAUACUUUAGUUUAAAAAAAUGUUGCUACCCAUGAGAAGAGAUACUUGAUGGAAGAAGGAAAGUAAAUGAUUUUAAUUUUAACUACUUAAAUCUAUCAUUUUAAUAGCUAUCAGACUUUUGAAUAAAACAAUGGAACAACUCAAAAUAUUGUAUAUUAUUUUUACACCAGAUACACCCGGGACUUUAGUCUUAAAAAUAGUUCCUGGUCAAUGUUCAACUCUCAGAGACCAGAUUCAUUGCUAAUCUCUAAAUAUCCCAAAAGCACUGACAGACCAUCCCUCUAAACCCUGUGGAGUCAUGGAGCUCGUACAGCACGGAAACACGGCCUUUGGCUCACCUUGUCCAUGCCAACCAAAUGGCUCAUCCCAUUUACCUGCUUUUGGCCAAUAAACCCUUGCAAUCCCUAUAUAUGUUCAAAUGUAUUUUGAAAUGUACUUGCACCCCUUCUAUAGCUUCCUCUGGCAGAUCAUUCCAGAUCCCGACAACCCUGAGUGAAAAAGUUGCUCCUGAGGUUCCUCUUAAAUAUUUCCAUGUUUACCUAUUAAUAUCCUUCCUUCAAUGAACUGACAGCCUCAGAUGUAGUGUCACCAAUGCCUUGUACGACUGAAGCAUACUUUUGUAUUCAGUUCUUCAAGCAAUAAAAAUUAACAUUUGUUCAUUUUCCUGAUUACUUGCUUUGUGAAUGACGAGCGAUUCAUGCACUAGACUUCCCAGAUUCUGUUGCGUGGAAAUCUCUUGCUCUUUAGAUUUUUUUUUAAAUCUUUCCUGAUUAAGUAAGUGGACAAUCUCAUUUGUAAUGGCAAUUUCUUAACUUUCCAAUGUCCAACUUUUGAUUGCCAUUACUACUCGGAGAUGUAGAAGAGAUAUAGCUAAUGCACUUGCAGAGAGUAAAAACGAAUCUUCCAGUCGUUAUUUCUUGAUUAAUCGGUCCUUUAUUGAAGUAGUACAAACACAGGUGUGAUUCAUAUCAAGUAACUUAUGGUUCUUACUAACUGUUCCAUACGUGUCGCGCCGUGUGGCGUUGAGUGGUUAAAAACUGUUGGCUCUUCCAUCCUUCGAGGCUGAACUGAGUCACCCACUCUCUGUGGCUACGCUAGCCUCCUCAGAUGUAGACACACCCAUCCACGUAUAUAGUCCCACCCACAAGCGUUCAGAAUGAUACCGCUGGAAAUAUCUAGAUAUGGCUGUAAUCUACGAACAGUAACUAACUUAAUCAUAAAUGGCUCCUGCGUAAUUUUCUUAAAUCAAAAUCUACCUUGGUGAAAUAUUGCCCACUGAAUUAACAUAUCAAUAUCCCUUUGUAGCCUCCUUACAUUAUCUUUGUAACUUACUUUCCCAACUACCAUUGUGUCAUAAAAUGUACUAACUAUACUUUCAGUUGCUCCACCCAAGUCUCAUAUAUUUGCAAGUUGAUCCCCUGCGUGAUGUGCAUCUCGUGGCACAUCACGUUGAUCUCGUGGCACAUCACUCAUUGCAUCUUGUCAACUAGAAAUAAAACUAAAUAAAACUUCCCGUUAGCCAGUCAAACCGAUCUUUAAACUACCCUUUCAACUAUACGAUUUCAUAUAUUUAUAGAUAAUGUUUAUGACACUUUAUAAAUAUUCUUGUUUUGUUUUUGUAUGCUGUUUCACGCUUGCUUUUUAUUCUUUUAUUCUGUUCGAAAUAAAGAAUUAAAUAAUAAAAUAAAUAAAUACAAAUAAAAUACUAAUAUGUUACGCCUUAAAUGAUGAGAUUUUACUUUCCACAAUAAUAUUUGGAGGUGCUACCCCAACAAAUGCCUCUGGAAAUCUGAAUUUUGUAUGUCCACUGGUUCCCCUUUGUGUUACUUUCUCAAAUCUUAAUCUGGGACUUUGGCUUGAGAAGCAAUAGUGGCACUUCACUGCCAUUCAUUAUAUUCAUUCAGCAUGGAAACACUCCCAUCCACCCAACCCAUCCAUGCUGACCAAGAUGUUUAGCAACGUCCUCUCUCACUACUCCGCCUACAUCCUUUCUCUGUCCUACCCCCCUCCCCUACCACCAGGCUGAAGAAGGGUCUCGACCCGUAAUAUCGCAAAUUCCAUCUCUCCAUAGAUGCUGCCUCACCCGCUGAGUUUCUCCAGCAUUUUGUGUCUACUGCCCAUCCAUGAUUG